This is a messenger RNA of Penicillium subrubescens, 3873 nucleotides long. RefSeq names its product zinc knuckle domain protein. NCBI's taxonomy places the organism in Eukaryota, Fungi, Ascomycota, Eurotiomycetes, Eurotiales, Aspergillaceae. Gene Ontology annotation, molecular function: RNA-DNA hybrid ribonuclease activity; nucleic acid binding. The coding region runs from base 1 to 3873 and encodes 1290 amino acids. The record is from RefSeq and is a predicted model, not a curated record. The transcript has a single exon.
AUGGCCACGUUUCUCAGGGACAAGAAGGUUCUGGCGACGGAUGUCAUCGCGGCGCAGGAGCCAUGGAAGAACAAAAACCAGCACACGACCCACCAACCAGCAACUGCAGCAUUCCAACUACUCUAUCCCGCGAAACAGACCCCUCGGGGACGACGUCCAAUUCAGGGCCAAGAACAAGAUACAGGUCCUCUUCAAGCCGGUGUAUGCCUCUUUUUGUCCAAAAAGAUUGACCCAUCCACUUGGUCAUGCCAGGUGAUUUCGCAGGACUACCAACUCCUGAAACUUAGAAGGGCUCAUCUAGGGAAGGACUGGACCGACCUAUUUGUGCACAAUGUGUAUAAUAGACCCGGCAGCAACACCCUGGCUCAGUUAAAUCAUGAAAUGUCUAAGCGCCCCCUCGUGGAACACAUCGUGAUGGGAGACAUGAAUGCACACCACCCAGCAUGGGGAGGAGCGGGGACCAAGAUUGAUGAUGAAGCGGAACAACUGCUGGAAAUCAUGGAUAGACACAAUCUGGAACUGAUCUCGGAGGAAGGAAAAGCCACUUGGACUCGAAACGACCAGGAAUCGGUUAUUGACCUCACACUUAUCAGUUCGACCCUUACCAGCAGGCUCAUCCGCUGCGAACGAGCGGACGACGUGGAACAUUCGUCCGACCAUUUCCCUGCCAGAACGGUGCUUGGCAUUGAAACGCCGCUACGCGAACAAAAGAAACGGAGAAACUGGAAUGCCACUAACUAUGUUACACUGAUUCAGAAGAUCGAGGAAGGGCUACAAGUGAGAGACCUAUCUCGAGCAGACCCGGCACAAAUCGAGUGCCAAUGUGAGACACUAGUGGAUGUGGUCCAAUCAGCAAUUGAUGCUUCAACCCCAUGGGCAAAUCCGUCAGUAUGGUCGAAUCCAGAUUUCGACGACGAAUGCAAGGCCGCUGUCAAGGAAGUCCGUCGACUACGACGCAAGCACACAAGGACAAAAGACCCCUACGACUGGAUGCAAUAUUCCCAGGCACGCAAUAGAAAGACACGCCUCGUCAAAAAAGCACUGUCUACAGCGCAUCGUCGCCGGGUCCAACAGGUCAUCGAAGAGGGCCCACAGGGAAUGUGGCGCCUUGCUAAAUGGGCAAGAAACCGCAACGGAGCCUAUGAGAAAGGCCGUACCCCCUCGUUAAAGGUUCAAGGCCCAGAAGGACGGGACGAACUUGCAGAGACCGUUGACCAGAAAGCGGAAGCCUUUCGGACGGCCUUCUUCCCACAACCACCGCCUGCAGAUCUCUCUGACACUACAUCUUUCGAGUACCCAGAACCGAUUGAAUUUCCACCGAUCACUAUACACGAAAUCCAAGAUGCAGUAAAAAGGGCGAAGGCAGGAAAAGCACCAGGAGAAGACGGCAUCCCAAACUCCCUCUGGCACAAGCUGAUCGAGAUCCCCAUCAUUCUACAAGUCCUCAGCCAGCUAUUCAAUGCAUGCGUUCGCACUGGUUAUAAUCCAGCGCACUUUCAGCGAUCAAUCACGGUGGUCCUCCGAAAGCAGGGCAAGGACGACUAUCAACUGGCAAAGUCUUAUCGGCCGGUGGCGCUCCUCAACACCCUGGGCAAGUUCCUUGAAGCAAUAAUCGCACAAAGAAUCAGCUACGCAGUGGAGACACACAGUCUUCUUCCAAAGACCCAUCUUGGUGGUCGACGAGGCGUCUCCACAGACCACGCCAUACACAUCAUCAUUGAUCGAAUCAAACUGGCCUGGGGAAAGGGUAGUCCUGUGGUGUCCUUACUGCUGCUGGAUGUGUCAGGAGCAUACGACAAUGUGUCCCACGCGCGUUUGCUCCACAACCUCAGAAAGCGGCGACUGGGGCAACUCGUACCUUGGGUGAAGGCUUUUCUGCUAAAUCGAAGCACGCGAAUCCGCAUGCCCGAGGGCAUGCCGGACCGCUUCCCAACACCAACCGGCAUUCCUCAAGGAUCACCAAUUUCGCCGAUACUCUACCUGAUUUACAAUGCGGACCUCAUCGAAAGCUGCGGGAACGGAGUGACUAGCAACGGCUGGGUGGACGAUGCCUGCCUCAUGGUUAAAGGAGACAGCGAACGAGAAACGACCCAAAAGCUCAGAUCGGCUUGCCGAAAGGCGGAUCAAUGGGCCAAAAAGCACGCUUCGGUUUUCGACCCAAAGAAGUACGCGCUCAUACACUUCGUGAACACCCAAGAAGUCGACCCGCAAUACACACCACUGUGUCUCGACGGACAUACAGUGGCCGCGACGAGGACGGCUGAGCGUUAUUUGGGAUACUGGUUAGACCCGGCACUGGAGUUCCAGGACCACCGCGAGAAAGCGAUUGAAAAGGCAGGUGUAUCUCUCCAAGCGUUGCAAAGUUUAGCAGGUUCAACCUGGGGAGCCUCCCUUUCAGCCAUGCGUAGGAUCUAUCAAGCGGUAGUCAUCCCACAGAUGCUCUUUGGGGUAUCGGUCUGGUACCAGCCGAUGGUGAUUAGCAAGAAGAAGGCGCGCACAACCAGUCAACCGUUCGUGGCAAUCCAGAAGCGGGCAGCAUGCCUCAUCAGCGGAGCGUUCAGAACCACAGCAGUGGAGGCUCUGAAUACAGAACUACACCUACCACCAAUUGCGACCCAUAUGAACCGUCUCGUGAAGGAAACGGCUGUACGAUUGCGGACAGGACCCACAUUCGCUGUUCCCCCUACGAUGCUACGAAGUCGACCUGCGGAAGAGAGAGAAUGGGCCGGAUGGACACCGAUGGAGGCGCAAACCUGGAAGACGGGCGGAUGUCUUACGGCUCCCCCGGGUACUUUGGCAAGGCACUGGGAGAGUCGGAAGGCAUUCGUCCAAGCACCCUGGCAAGCGCCACCAGAAGUGAUCAUCGAGGACAGAGAAGUCGCAGUAAGAAGCCACGACCAGAUUGUAUCCAAAGACCCAAGAGCAAGACCCUGGAUUCUCUACACUGAUGGUAGUGGGGUCGAAGGGAAAAUCGGAGCAGCAGCCGUGGAUCUCCAGAAUCACCAUACCCAUAGCCAAAUGGGGGAUGAUGACACGUCCACUGUGUAUGCUGCUGAACUUCGCGGCAUCGAGAUGGCACUCAAUUCAACCCUGGAAAGCACGGCACCAUGGGUGACACAGGUGAAAAACGGACUUGUCAUCUUCGCGGAUAGCCAAGCGGCAUUGAAGGCGCUUCGCCAACCACGAAUGCCAUCGGGACAGGUCUAUCUGGAAGGGUGCCUUGACCUGAUAAGGCGACACGCCGCUAACGGUAUCCGAACUGAGCUCAGGUGGAUACCUGCUCAUCAGGGAGUGGCUGGCAAUGAACUUGUCGACCAACAUGCAAAGGAAGCGGCCCUGGAACCGCAAGAACCACAGAAACCAGACAAUCGGUAUAUCCGUCUCGCAGCUGCGGCUAAACGCCGUAUUCGCCGCGAGGCGAAGGCCGAAUGGGAAAGAUCAUGGGUCAUAGAGAAAACAAGCCGGCCGACGAAACGCCUGAUCGAACUACCAACUAAGAAGACCCUGGAAUUCUGGUCCGGCCUACGGAAGGCCACGGCAUCAAUCCUGAUGCAACUUCGCACUGGGCGAAUUGGUCUUGCCGCCUAUUUACAUCGCAUCAACCGACGCGAGUCAGCGAGGUGUAGAUGCAAUCUGGGGAACCAAACGGUUAGCCAUAUUUUGCUUGAAUGCCCGCUGCUCCAGGACGAGCGGAGUUGGAUGAGAAACGCCUUGUCGGACCGUGGAGUCGCUCUUCGACUCAACUCGCUCCUAACGCGGCCAGAGGCCCGCGCGAUUGUGGCCGAAUUCAUGGUACGGACAAAUCUCUUGGACCAGUUCCAAGCAGUCGACCCAAUGGCUCUCGGGGUGGAAGAAGGCGACGAAAAAGAGUGA